AGACGCAGCAAAGAUUUUAGUAAUUGAGAUAAGUUAGGGCAGUGCUAGAGUAAAGUAGGAGCAAAAUGCAAGCCCCAGUUUGGGGUCCUCGGUUAGCCAAUCUGUUGAGUCGUUCAUGCAAAACAACAAACACUUUGCGGGCAUUCUCAUCAUCAUCAGCAGCACCUUUAUCUAACCAGUCUCGCGGUGGCCUUCCUCGUUUCUACUCCGAAAAGCUCCCUCCUUCCAAGGAUGGCAUUGUUCGUGUUAAAGGUGAUGAAUUCUGGCACAUGACUAGGGUCUUAAGGUUGACAAUCCAUGAUAGGGUAGAACUAUUUGAUGGAAAAGGAGGAUUAGUUGAAGGCUGUAUACAGAACAUUGAUCAGACAGGAUUGGAUAUUGUGGCUCUCGAGAAUCCAAAGUCAGUAUCUCCUCAUAACACACAGUGGCAUGUCUAUGCUGCAUUUGGUACUCUCAAGGGAGGCCGCGCCGAUUGGCUUGUGGAGAAAUGUACAGAGCUAGGAGCCUGUAGUGUGACCCCCUUAUUGACGGAACGGUCUCCUUCAAUAUCAGGAAAUCGCGUGGACAGAUUACAACGUGUCAGUUUUGCUGCAGCUAAACAAUGCCAACGGCUGCAUGAAAUGGUUCUAAAUCCUCCUAUAAAAGUUGGUGGACUUUUACCUCUUGUAAAAAAUUCAAAGCUUUCAUUUAUUGCCACGGCAGAAGCUAAACCAGUUUUUAGUGCUCUAAGUUCCAUUAAAAGAGAAUCAUCUGGACUGAUGAUAAUUGGACCAGAAGGAGACUUCACAGAGGGAGAGUUAAACGUGAUUCUGGAGGCUGGGGCAACUGCUGUUGGUCUUGGACCACAUCGUCUACGAGUUGAAACUGCUACAGUGGCUCUUUUGUCAGCAUUAAUGUUGUGGUGUGACGGUCAGGAGAUAUUCAAGGUCUAGUAACACUGGCAGGCUGUGUUCAUAUGCUGAGGGGUCCCAAGAAAGGUGCAAGUUAGCACUGUUAAAGGAACUCAGAAGUGAAGGAUCAAAAAGAAAGGAUAAUGAUCAAUCAUUUGCUUAGUUGUUUCUGGCCUCAUCCUCACGCCAUCUGCGGAAGCCCAGUGUAUCAUCCUGACUUUUCUUUGUAAUCCCAAGUAAAGUCUGGUGGUAUUGAAUUCCACAA
Molecule: messenger RNA, 1155 nt
Organism: Lycium ferocissimum
Lineage: Eukaryota; Viridiplantae; Streptophyta; Magnoliopsida; Solanales; Solanaceae
Exons: 9
Coding region: 66-932 (288 amino acids)
Biological process (GO): rRNA base methylation
Molecular function (GO): rRNA (uridine-N3-)-methyltransferase activity
Source: RefSeq, a predicted model, not a curated record